AUGAAGGUAUUAUGUGUGGCAGAAAAGAAUUCCAUUGCAAAAGCUGUAUCUCAAAUUCUUGGAGGUGGUAGCUGCAAUUCUCGAGAUUCUGGAUAUACAUAUGUUAAGAACUAUGAUUUCAAAUUUGAUGGAUUCCCCUUUGUAUCAACUAAUGAUUGUGAUGUCACAAUGACCAGUGUUGCUGGUCAUUUAACUAGUGUAGAUUUCAGACCUGAUAUAUAUGGAUGGAAUAAAUGCCGGAUUGAUGAAUUGUUUACAGCUCCAUUGUCCACAGAAAUGGAUAAUAAUCAGAAGAAAAUCGCUGCAAAUAUUAAGAGAGAGGCAAGAUAUGCCGAUUUCUUGAUGAUCUGGACAGAUUGUGAUCGAGAAGGUGAGUAUAUAGGUUGGGAAAUCUUUCAAGAAGCACUUAAAGGGAACAGUCGAUUAACAAAUUCACAAGUAUAUAGGGCAAAUUUUUCUCAUUUAGAAAGAAGACAUGUAUUGAAUGCAGCAAGGAGGCCGCAAAGAUUAGAUUUGAAAAGUGUCGAUGCAGUGGGUGCAAGAAUAGAAUUGGAUUUGAGGACAGGUGUGACAUUUACAAGAUUGUUAACUAAUACUAUGAAGGCGAAAGUUGAAACUUGGAACCGAUCACAAACAUCUAUAUCUAGUAAUGGUAAUAUGAGUUCUCGAGCGAAAGAACCACCGACAAUUAUUUCUUAUGGGGCAUGUCAAUUUCCAACUUUAGGAUUUGUAGUUGAUAGAUAUGAAAGAAUAAAACAUUUUGUUUCUGAAGAAUUUUGGUACAUUCAACUUGUAAUCAAGGACCCCGAGUCUGGUGCAUCUACAACGUUCCAAUGGGAUAGAGGUCAUUUAUUUGAUAGACUGAGUGUCUUAGCGUUCUAUGAGACAUGCUUAGAAACAGCUGGUGACAAGGCAAAAGUGGUAGAUUUGAUAUCUAAACCUACUUCAAAAUAUCGUCCCUUACCUUUAACUACUGUUGAAUUACAGAGAAAUUGUGCUCGAUUCUUAAGAUUGAAUGCAAAAAAGUCAUUGGCAGCUGCUGAAAAACUAUAUCAAAAGGGGUUUGUGUCUUAUCCUAGAACUGAAACAGAUAUAUUCCCACAAGCAAUGGAUCUUCAAUCUCUGGUGAGAAAUCGAGCCCAAUUGGACCAAAGUAAUAAUAGGACAGCCUGGGCUUCUUACGCAGAGGGAUUAUUAUCUGAUGAUGCUUCAAAUACGAAUAAAUUUAGAUUUCCACGAAGUGGUACCCAUGACGAUAAGGCGCAUCCACCGAUCCAUCCAGUAGUAAGUGUAGGUCCCAAUGCAAAUUUGACGCCAGAUGAGAAAAGAGUAUAUGAAUAUAUUGUUAGACAUUUCUUAGCAUGUUGUUCUGAAGAUGCGAAGGGUCAAUCUACUACUUUAACUUUAGAUUGGGCAGAUGAAAGAUUUGUUGCCAGUGGAUUAAUUGUUUUGGAAAGAAAUUUUUUAGAUGUUUAUCCAUGGGCCAAAUGGGAAACUACAAAACGAUUACCAAGACUGGAAAUCAACCAAGAAUGUGAGAUCGGUAAAGCUGAGAUGAAUUUUGGACAUACUUCACCACCAAAACCUAUGACAGAAAGUGAGUUAAUUAUGCUUAUGGAUGCUAAUGGAAUUGGUACAGAUGCUACGAUUGCUGAUCAUAUUGAAAAAAUACAGACAAGGAAAUAUAUCAAGAGUGAGAAAGUUGGGAAGGAUACGUUUUUUCAACCAACUGUUUUAGGUAUUGCCUUAGUUCAUGGUUUUGAAGCGAUUGGGUUAGAAGAUUCGUUUGCAAAACCUUUUCAAAGAAGAGAGAUGGAGGAAGAUUUAAAAAAAAUAUGUCAAGGUCAGCUUACAAAAAAUGAAGUAGUUAAUGAUAUUGUUGGGAAAUACCAAAGUUAUUGGCAAAGGACUAACGAGUCGAAAAGAACGUUAUUGGAAGUUUAUGAUAGAAUACGACAAACGAUGUCAUGA
Molecule: messenger RNA, 1971 nt
Organism: Naumovozyma dairenensis CBS 421
Lineage: Eukaryota; Fungi; Ascomycota; Saccharomycetes; Saccharomycetales; Saccharomycetaceae
Gene: TOP3
Product: DNA topoisomerase 3
Exons: 1
Coding region: 1-1971 (656 amino acids)
Biological process (GO): DNA topological change
Cellular component (GO): nucleus
Molecular function (GO): DNA binding; DNA topoisomerase type I (single strand cut, ATP-independent) activity
Source: RefSeq, a predicted model, not a curated record